AUGCACGGAGAAAAGCGAGCAACAAUGAAACUGCCCAUCUCGUUGGACCUCUCUAAGAAGGAACUGGAAGAACUGAUAGACAAAGCCAAGGAUUGGGCGCUCAUGAAUGGAAUGUGUCUCAGAUCGAAAACAAAUUUCAACCGAGAUGUCUUACAGUUUGCACCAUUUGCGCUUUUCCCAUCACCAUUCCCCCGGGAAGAAUUCCAGAAAGCAUAUGACAUUCAAAUCAUUCUGAACACGCUCAUACACAGAGUGGCUCAUGAUUAUGAUUUCCUGAAAGAAACUUUGCAAGAGAUCAUAAAGGUCGAUGACUUUACUAGAAACUUGUUUCACAUCUACGAAAGUGUUCAUGAGGAAGGAGCAGCUCAGAAAAUAUCUCUCGGUAUAUUGCGCUCAGAUCUAAUGCUGGACACGAGUUGCCCCAAGAAGGAGAUCCAAACGCUCAAGCCUCAUUGUUGUUGGAAGCAAGUUGAAAUAAACACGAUUGCUUCUGGAUUCGGUUGGCUAGGACCAGCAUCCACGCAGCUGCACAAGUUCGUCUUAAGAGAGCUUGGUUACACGACUGAGUUGGAAAAUCUUCCUAAAAAUGAUGCGUUGCAAAUGCUGUGUUCAGGCAUGACACAAGCAUGGGACCUGUAUGGCAAUUCACAGGCAGUCAUUCUAUUCGUUAUUGAAGACGUUACAUAUAAUAUAUGCGAUCAGCGAUUUCACGAGUUUGAGAUACGAAGGCAGAAUCCGAAUAUAAGAGUGAUUCGCAGAACUCUGACGCAAUUGGCGAACGUGGCGAGAUUGGGCUCCGAUAUGGAGUUAAUAGUCGACAAUUAUGUCGCAUCUGUUGUUUACUACAGAUGUGGCUACGAGCCCAAUCAGUAUCACACCCAAAAGGAAUGGGACGUGAGAUUGCUGAUCGAGAGAUCACUGGCAAUCAAAUGUCCGAGCAUUCAAUAUCACUUAGCCGGUACCAAGAAGGUUCAGCAGACUCUUGCAAAGCCUGGUAUGGUCGGGCGUUUCAUAAAGGACGAGACAAUGGCGGCGAAGAUCAAGGAGAUAUUUGCCGGUCUUUACUCAUUGGACUUUGAUGAGCACGGGAACGCCGCGGUGGAAAUGAGCAUCUCCAAACCCGAGCAUUUUGUGCUGAAACCGCAGAGGGAAGGCGGCUGCAAUAAUUUGUAUGGGACAGAUAUCAAAGACUUUUUGGAAUCUGUGAAAUUUGAACAGACUCGAGUAGCUUGGAUCCUCAUGGAUCGGAUUUACCCACCGAUACAUACAAACUAUGUAGUGAAACCUGGAAAUAGCGUAGAUCUCGAGACGAAAGAGUUGGUCUCCGAAUUAGGAAUAUUCGGCGUCAUCCUCGGAGAUGAUAAGAAUAUUAUCACCAAUAACCAGGCUGGUCACAUGUUGAGAACGAAAUUAGCUAUCGAUAACGAAGGAGGUGUAGCGACUGGUCUAGGUGCUUGCGACAGCCCGUUUCUAAUAGACUGAAAUGUCGAGUAAACGAUACAGAGAGCGGGAAGUAUUUUGCAUGAAUCUCCGCUUUGUACACCGUCAACCGAUUACUUUAAUAUCAUUCCUUCUCAUCGCAGUGCUAUCUUUGCUAAAAGAUAUUUUAUGAAUAUGUUUAUGUCGACGCAGGAUGUACAUAUGCAUAUAUUUUAAAUACACUUAUAUUUAU
Messenger RNA from Ooceraea biroi (clonal raider ant), 1672 nucleotides. RefSeq names its product glutathione synthetase. NCBI's taxonomy places the organism in Eukaryota, Metazoa, Arthropoda, Insecta, Hymenoptera, Formicidae. Gene Ontology annotation, molecular function: glutathione synthase activity; glutathione binding; ATP binding. Gene Ontology annotation, cellular component: cytosol. Gene Ontology annotation, biological process: glutathione biosynthetic process. The record is from RefSeq and is a predicted model, not a curated record.